AUGGAUGCAGUUGGCUCCGCAAUUCGCCCCAUGCUUUCGCCCAUCACUCGCAACCUUCCCAAGCCCAUCGCGGACUUGGGCGAGUCACUCCUCGGGUCCGUCUGCUACCAGACCCUCUUGCACGACAUCGAUCUCACCAAGACCGAAUGCGUCAAGCUCGCCAUCUCGAAGGGUCUAGGAAUCGGCAUUAUCGGCGCAUCAUCGGUCGUUAAGAUUCCACAGCUGCUCAAGGUGCUCAACUCGCAGUCCGCUGAGGGUCUCUCCUUCCUCUCUUACGUGCUCGAAUCUGGCGCCUACCUCAUCUCGUUGAGCUACAACGUCCGCCAUGGAUUUCCAUUCAGCACGUACGGCGAGACGGUGCUCAUCCUGAUCCAGAACAUCGCGAUCGCGUCCCUGGUGCUGAACUACAGCGGAAGGCAGCCUGCGAUCGCGGCGUGGAUUGCAGGGUUGGCUGGUGCUGGAUGGCUUCUUUUCAACGAGAACCAGGUCAACGAGGCGAACCUCAGCUUGGCCAUGAGUGCCGCAGGUGUUUUGGGCGUAGCGGCCAAGGUCCCUCAGAUCUUGACGAUCUGGUCUGAGGGCGGUACUGGCCAGUUGAGCGCAUUCGCUGUCAUCAACUAUCUCCUCGGCUCCGCCUCGCGCAUCUUCACCACCUUCCAAGAAGUCGACGACCCGCUCAUCCUCUACGGCUUCGUUGCCGGCUUCGCGCUCAAUCUCGUCUUGUUCCUGCAGGUUCUGUACUACUGGAAUGCACCCGCGUCGAAGAACACCGAGAGCAAGAAGCUCAACAAGCCCGUCGCACCAGCUGUCGCGGCAAACCAGGAGGAGAUGAAGCGCGCUGUGUCGAGCGGCGCUGCGCCCUCUUACUCAAGCGUCGCUGGCAAGAGCCCUAGCACCAGGCGCAGGGGAUAG
Macroventuria anomochaeta is the source of this 912-nucleotide messenger RNA. Its product is annotated as mannose-P-dolichol utilization defect 1 protein-like protein. Lineage: Eukaryota; Fungi; Ascomycota; Dothideomycetes; Pleosporales; Didymellaceae. The coding region runs from base 1 to 912 and encodes 303 amino acids. The transcript is spliced from 2 exons. The record is from RefSeq and is a predicted model, not a curated record.